UUGCGUAUGCACGUAGUUUGUGAGUAAGUGAGUGAGAGAGUAAUGUGAGGAUGCCAAAGAGAAGCGGUGGUGGUGCAGUUGAGUAGAGAGGGAGGAGAGCCAAAGCGCAAGUCGACAGGCGUGACAGCGGACUAUGGAGCAGAUCCCGUUUGAGCCCAGCGAGUUCGAGCGAGAGGCAGCUUAUCCCUUUCCCUUUUGCAACUAGUGUGCUGAAAACUGUAGGAAUUACUGGCUGAAAAGGAAUGGCUGAUCCUCUGCGGAGGACUAUACUUGCGAAACUUCGGGGAAAGAAAUUGAAGAAAGGAGCGUCAGCCGGUGGUGGAUACGGUUGUUCGGCUGCUACUGCAAAGAAGGACGGGGAAGGUAAAGACAUAGUACUUCUGCAACAGCAAAACAGUGUGACUGACUCGAUAUUCUUUAUUACAGAGCUGGACUGUGGACCGGCGACUGAAAGAAUGAGUACUUACGAGAAUUUUGACAACGGGGCGUUAGUAGAAGUCGGGGGGUUUCUUUUCCGGAAGUCGAAACGUGUGGUCUUUGCAAGUGCUUGUCCCCGCUACGAGGUUUCUAGUCGUCGCAUGAACCCCAGUAGCGAGGAGAGAGAGCCGACCAGCAGCAGGUGUAGAUAUCGGGUUAAUGAGGAGCUCCUGGGGGUCCCAGUUCAAAGAGGUGUGCAGUUUUGGGACUAUGGUAAGGAUACGAUCCUUCAGGAGCCAUAUUCUUUAGGCAAAGCGGGGCUGCCCAGUGGGGAACGCGUCGCAGGUCUGCACACACCGGGAAAACACUUUCCGCGGAAGUACAGCGUAGGCGAUUCAAUUGGUUUUGGGGAAAACCACAACCAUCACGUCUCCCAUACACAAUUAGACUCAAAUAGUACAGAAGUUGUCGAUGCCGCCCGCAUCUCUGACCUCGAUACAGACAGCGUAUGUUUGAAUGACAAAGAAGCAAGAGUUCACAGAUAUGGAAGCAGCGAUCGUUCUUUAGGAAUGCAGCACAUGGCGGAGAGUGUUGUGGCUGUAAACCAGCGUCGACAUAACGCCGAUUCUAAUUAUGACCAUAACCGACCUAUAAAUACAAAAUCUGCAACGUGCACCACACUCAUAAAUCCAACUUGUGACCCAAGCUAUUGCCUCACAGGAAGUAAUACCGAGGAGACCAUUUUAAUCAGAAACAUUGAGAGCUAUGAAAGCUCAGAGUUCUCUGGCAAAAUCAGGUUGAUCAACCUUCAGAGCCCAACCUAUUUCCCUCCGGAAUCAGAAAUAAACAUGUCUUCGCUGUGUGCAACAGAAGGGUCCCCCAUUCGCCACUCUUUGGACAGUGAAGACGAGGACUACUACGAUAACGAAAUACUGCCCUUUUACGAAAGUGUGAGAAAUGGUGCAAAUGAGAUGACACGUGGGAAGAACCAUGAAGUGGUCCAGAGCAGGAAGGAUAGAGGCCAGGGGUUGAGGGAGAUCAGCAUCCUAGAGACCGACCGGCUCCGGAGCCAGCUGAAAGAGGCCUAUUACCUCCUCAUCAAUGCCAUGCAUGAUAUCAACCUGGACGUGCAGCAGCAGCAUAGUGAUGGUAAGAAGCAGCAGACGUACUCCUCUAGCAGCAGCCCCUCCAGGGACAGCCUGUGCUCCAGGCUCUCGGUAAAGAAUAUGGACAGCGACUCCUGGUCGUCGGGGGGGGACCAAAGCCCCCAGCGGUUGUCGGACUCCAACCCCAACCUGCUCUGCGUCAGCGGGACGCCUGGGUCCUGGUGCAGGGGCAGUAGCCCCCUAGACAGCAUCAGCCCCCUGGACAGCAGCAGCCUGGGGAACCUCCUCUCCAUCACCAGCUCCUCGGGACCGCCCAUACCACGCUCGGCUAGCGACGGCGCUAUCAGCUAUCACCACUGUAGAAGAGGGCCUGUGGCCAUGUGUGAGGGCGCAGCCGACAGCGGGAGUCCUGAUGUGUGUGAGGACUUGGCUGUGGUGGAGCCUACGGGGCUAGAGGUUCAGAAGGAGGGAAGAGGAGGCCACCAGGCUGCUAACCAAGAGGCCACCAGCAGCAAUGAGCAGCCUCAGGACGGUGUGGGCAAUUCAUGCCGGAUGCUGUACGCGAGCGGGGGCUCCUUCGCCAGUCUCACAGGGUCAUCCGACAACAACAACGCAGACACCCCCCUGCCUGAUGCCCCCAAGGAUCCCACGGGUGCACAGACUCUGGCUGCCCCCACCUGCACCUUGGCUAGACAGGGUCACCACCAUGGAGUCACGGUGAACAAGAUGCAGGAAUGGAUGCAUAAGGGCCGCCUGCUGUCGUCGGAGAUGAAGCAGCGCAUCGAGGGUUCGUCAUCAUCCUCCUCGUCUACCUCCUCCUCCAGCCCGCCAGCGGGGCACAAGGCAUGGGAGCAGGAGGCCAUUCUUGGGGCCCAAAGGGUGAAACCGCUGGGUCACGGCGGGGAUAAGCCGGUUCCCAAGUCCCCCCGGCAGUCCACUGCGUCGUCGCCACAGCAACAUCCAGUUCCCGAUGAGAAUGCACAGGGCCGCGAGCCAAACCAACGACCCAAUGAGCCGCCCGGUUGUCGGUCGAUGCUCAACUCCAUUACUGUCUCCAAGAAGCGCAACUGGCUGCAGCAAAGCUCGCUGGGGAGGGUCCAUGGGGUCGAGGAGCCCCUUGGAGAUCUUGGGGCUGAUGAGGAGGGAGGACAGCCUCUCAUUCGUCCCAGUUCUUCCCCUGAACUCCUGAUGCCCCCAGGGGUUUCAUUGUCACGCCCAGUGCGUUUUCACCUGCCGCAGGCCCAGGUCAUGCCACAGAUCCGGUGCAUUGACCCGGCUGAAGAAAACGAUGCAGAUGACGAGGGUGAGAUCUGGUACAACCCCAUCCCUGAGGACGAAGAACCAGCUCAGGUGACCAAAAACAACCCCCCCUCUAGGAGACCAGUGGCCUCACCUCCGCAGGAGAGCCAAGCCCCAAAGAGGAGGCCAAGCAGGUGCUGGGAUGGAGGCUCCUGUAGGACGCCAGACACCUCCACCAACACGGCCCGGCCAGAGAGGCUUAGGGAAGGCGGGGGCCUGGCCUGCAUUGCUGGCGGAGGAGAUGGGAGCCAGGGGAAUGCCACACAUUCCAUAGAUACACCACAUCUGCACAGGCAGAUGCUUUCUUGCAAAUCUCAGGAGGAGGCGGGGGCUUCCGGCAGCAGAGCAACGGAAGGCUCGGAUGAUCCCCAGGCAGCUGGGUUCUCGCCUCCCUCCAGCCCCAACCCAGCCAAGAAGCCCAGUUCCCUGAACUGGUCCUUCCCUGACAAGAUCAAGUCCCCACGCACGGUCAGGAAAAUCUCCAUGAAGAUGAAGAGGCUUCCGGAGCUGAGACGUAAGCUUAGCGUCAAGGGGUACCCCAGCAACGCCAACAGCAGCAGUGGCGGGGGCAACAGAGGCAGCCAAUCAGAGACCAGGGCCAACUCCUUUAGGCUGAAAAGCUCGGGUCCCGAGGCUAUGGCAAACUCCUCGAGACAUCCCAGAUUCUCUACGCCCGGUGGAGGAGGGCAGGCGAGCCACAACGUUAUCUCACGCUACCACCUGGACAGCAGUGUCUCCACCCAGCACAACUACGGCAAGAAGGAGAACAGUGGCGUGUCCAAGUCGGCCAAUAAAGGUGGCUAUCUCAGUGACGGAGACACCCCCGAGCUGGUCGCCAAGUCUGGGAAGCGCGGCUGCACGGAGGGCAGCGGGCGGAAGUGUAAGGAGUUGGGUCCCGGGAGUGUGGGAGCCGAAAAGGCGAUUGGGGGCACGGGGACUGCUGCCGGAGGGGGGGGCCCUCCAAAGCUGCACGGAACUGAGCUAGACAUCGACGCCUUCCGCCCAUACAGUUUCAGCCUGCAGCCAAAGUGCAGCCAGUACAUCUCGGGGCUGAUGAGCCUACACUUCUAUGGCGCAGAGGAUCUGAAGCUACCGCGCGUGGACUCACGUGACGUCUACUGUGCCAUACAGGUGGACUCUGUGAACAAGGCACGAACUGCCCUGCUCACCUGCCGCACCAGCUUCCUGGAGAUGGACCACACGUUUAACAUCGAGCUGGAGAACGCCCAGCACCUCAAGCUGGUGGUGUUCAGCUGGGAAUCAGCGCCCAAGCAGCGCAACCGCGUCUGCUGCCACGGCAUGGUUGUGCUGCCGGCGCUUUUCCGCGUAACACGCAGCCACCAGCUGACCGUGAAGCUGGAGCCACGUGGGCUGAUCUACGUUAAGCUUAACCUGAUGGAGCACUGGCAGAACUCACUGGACGGGGGUGGGGACGGCAGCCGGGAGCGCCGGGUGUUUGGCGUGGAGGCGUGGCGCGUGGUGGAGCGGGAGAGCACGGGGCUCCUGGUGCCACUGCUCAUACACAAGUGCAUCACUGAGAUCGAGAAUAGAGGCUGCCAGGUGGUGGGUCUCUACCGUCUUUGUGGUUCGGCGGUGGUGAAGAAGGAGCUACGGGAGGCGUUUGAGCGAGACAGCCUUGCCACAGAGCUGUGUGAGAACACCUAUCCCGACAUCAAUGUCAUCACAGGGGUGCUGAAGGACUACCUGCGGGAGCUGCCCUACCCUCUAAUCACCAAGCAACUGUACGAGGCCGUGCUGGAGACCAUGGUACAGAGGCCGCUGCGCAUCGGAGCCUCAGGCUGUGAGAACGACGCCGCUGACACCCAACAUACAGUCAGCCUGCUGGAGAAGCUGCCGGAGGUGGAAAGGGUGACACUCCGGAAGCUGCUGGACCAUCUGAAGCUGGUGGCGUCUCACCAGGAGGUGAAUAAGAUGACGUGUCAGAACUUGGCCGUGUGCUUCGGCCCUGUGCUGCUCAGCCAGCGGCAGGAGGCCUCCUGCCACACCAACCGGGUCUUCAUCGACUCCGAGGAGCUGGCCAGUGCCCUGCACUUCAAGAAACACAUCGAGGUCCUCCACUACCUGCUGCAGCUUUGGCCAGUGAUCUAUCCGGGCCAGCCCUUGAACUCCACCCCGACUCCUCACGCCUCUUCGUCUCUGACCAGUACCACUACCGCCAUGAUGAUUGACCUCCUGGGGGCCCCUCCACCACUUCGGCGGAGGAAGGAGCGGCCCCAGGUGCUGAACCUGAAUGAGGCGGAGAUGGCGGGCGUGCUGCGGCCCAAACCGGGCCGCCUGGACAGCCCCAGCAACCGCUACGCUGGCGACUGGAGCUGCUGUGGUGAGAGCUAUUUCGGAGUGCCGGAAGUACCAAUGCUCUCCGGGCCUCAGAGUGGCAGAGUUGAGGCGGACUAUGACGACGUGCCCUCUGAGGCAGGUGUAGAGGAGGAGGAGCAGCAGGAGAAGGAACAUAAAGUUUAUGAGGUGAAGGUGGAGGAGGAGGUGAAGGAGAAGCCAGAGGCUAGACAACAUGAUUGGGAGGAUGGAUCAGAAAAAGAGUCGGAAAAGGGAAAAGAGGGGGCGGUGGAGGAGGAGAAGGAUGAUGAGAAAAGACAAGAGACAGACAAAGAGGAGGUGGAGGAGGAUGAUAAUGAAGAGGAGCAGGGGGAGGUGCUGGUUGAGUGUGACAGUUUUGGAUGCACUCAGCCCUUAGAGACCAAGAUGAAGGAAGAAGUAGCCAUGAUGGAACAUGAGGAAGAGGAGAAGGGGCAGGAGGAGGAGGAAAGGUUGCGCAUCCACAUGCAACCACACCUCCAAAAGAAGCAUGCGUACCAGGCCUACGUGAAUAUCCAGGACAUCAGCCCCGUGCUCAGCAACAGGGUCAAUCUGCGGGACCUGCAAGAGAGCAUAGACACGCUCAUAGGCAACCUGGAGAGGGAGCUCAACAAGAACAAGCUUAACGUUGGCUACUGACGUGCACGUCCGCACCACGCAUACCUUGCACAUGCAUGUCUGGCACGCAUGCAAACGCAUGAUGUUAGACCGAUGGCGGUGCUUCAGGGUACAACCACAGUGUGGGUGAAAUGUACGGCAACACUGAUGUGUUGAUGCUCAAUGUGCUUUAUUUUCCAGUACAACUAAAUAUUGAAUAAUUAUUUGUAAAAGACGAGAGGUCUUCGCUAUUUUCUCUACCCUUAGACAUUCCACAAUGAUUUAGCCAUCAACUAUUUGUUUACUUUGUUCCUUUUUUACGAUGUAAUCCGGGUUUGUGUUUCAUGUUAUUGUUGGUUCUCUUCUUAUUGGAAGAACUCAUUGACCCCCAGGGGUGUAAAAGGUGCCUUGAUUGUGCGAAGGUGGUGUGCUGAAUAGGACAAUCCUGAAGUUAAGGAACACAGAAACAAUAUUAUUAAUAAUAAUAAUAUGCCAAUAUUAACAUUGUAUUAUUGAGAUGAUAUUUGACAUGCUGGAAGUCUGGAAAUAACAUUGAUCCCCAAGCUAUUAUUAGGAUUUCCUUGUUUGAGCUACGUUAUCUGAUGUUUUAUGGUUCUUUAGGUCUAACGAAUGUUGGUAUUACAUCCAUAAGCCAUCUUGUAAUGUUCUAGUAAUAGGAAAAGUCUGGAACAUUUUUGGUAUUGUUAUGCCUCACAUAAUGGGCCUGAGGGGUAUUCCAUCAAAGUCGCUAACAAAGGCGGCGCUUAGUUGAUUAAGCCCAGUUAGAACUAACGCCAACUUCCACUUGAGGCUAAAGCCGUUCCAGCAACCCAGUUCAGCCGCGCCUUGCUAAGGCUAGUUCAAGCCAGGCUUACGUUAUCGUGGAUUACGCCGCUCACGAGAUAUGUAACCAGCCCAGAACCAUGAAUGUCGAAUCAUGGAUCAAAUGUCCGAAAAGGACCGAGAGGGAUCUUUUCCAGCGGUGAACAGAAGUCUAUGAGGAGUACAACUGUACAAGCAUAUAUAACUCAAAAAGGGAACCCCAUCACCAUUAAUAAAAACAGGGAGGCCGCCUGACAAUAAAAUCGCCGUUCUUUUGAAUGCUUAAGUAGUAUUAAGCGUAAGAUAUUUAAAUGUAAUAUUGACUGAUUUGUCAUCAGGGAGAUGGUCUCGAGGUACCAUGUCAGACUUGCACCCGAUCGUCUGGGGUUCAAUCCCCAGGCAUUUAGUAAUUUAGGAAGGAUUCCUGGAGAAAUCCAACAACUUUUCAUGCCUUUUAUUUUCCAUUUCUUUGAAUAGACUUAAUUGACUAAACAUAGUAUUUAUGAACAGAGGUGGUCUCGGCUACCUGCCGAGAAACUCACCUGAAAGGAAUUUACGUGGCUGACAAUUUCCCAUGCAGCAGUGUCUCAAUUUCCCUAUCAGUAACAUUAAUGUUAACAUUAACUUUACCAUGGGUUUUUGCAAGUUAUAUUUUGGUUCUGGGGAUAUUGUAAGACAUAUUUAUUAUAGAAAAAGUCAAUUGUUAGGCUUAAUUUCUCUGAUAUAAAGUAAAUUACAAAAAUAAGCCUACGCCAAAAAUUGAAGGACGUAGGCUACUCAGGACGCGAACUCGCUUCGCCCGAACCUCAGGGCAAAUACUAGACCACUCCCCGAACUGCUAGUUCACAAAUUUGACAGAAUACAUAGCAUUAGAUAAAAAUGUUAUAAUAUCCACUAUAACAAUAGAUAGCAAUUCAUUUAAUUAUUUUAUUUGCAUAAUUUGAUCUUAGACCCUUAAAAUAUACGCUGUUUGUCAGCCUACUUCAUAUAUGUACAUAUAUGACAAAAUCUUGAGGACUAGGCUUGGCGGAACCUUCUGAUGGUACACUUGUUUCCGACAGAUGGGACUUCUCUGAAACACCGCUCAAGUAAGCCUGACAGUUGGCCUGGUACCGACCAGUUUCAUUUGGUCAGAUAAAUUGCCAUGGUUACUUAGUAGAGUUUCCCUUAAGUCAGGUCGAUGGAACGCAACUCAAAGUAGCAAAGCUAAGCGAAAUAAGCCCGGCUUUGCCUUUAGCUUUGUUGAUGGAAUACCCCCCUGGUCAGGGAAAAUGAGGUGGUCCUAGUUGUUUCAGUAUGAUUAAGUUUUGGAAUGCUUUCGGUGAGACUUUCCCUGCGUUCAGAAAGCUGGUCUAAUCUGUCCAAAAUCAUCAAAUCAAAAUGAUGUGAGUUGAAUUAUUUUCUAGUUACGUCUGAUGCUGUGUAAAUGUUACUUCAACCUGGAAUGGGUGCAAUUCCAGUCUUCCAUAGUAAUCUUCGAAUAACUCAAGCUUCAUUAUACAUAUCUACAAAUAUUUUAGAAAUGUGAUUUAUAAGCUUUUCACAUUGACUUCUUGACAAAAGUAAUCUUGGUAUGUUUAUCGGUUUCUACUUAAGACUUGGAGUUGAAAUAACGUAGUAUUUAUUGAUCUCAGGGGUAAGUAGAAAAAAGGAGAAAAUCUCUCUACAGAGUACAACAGUAAUUUUUUAACAUAUAUGCACUUAUAAGGCGGGGUGUGUGCUGAUAUGGUUCACAUUGCACUACUACACGUAUCAGUGUGUGUAAGCACUGCCAUGGACUAGCAUGGUUCGACACAAUGCUAUGCAGUGGCAGAUAAAAAUGACUCUAAUUUGGACACAUAAAGUCACACACACUCUAAGCAUGUGACGGCAUAAGAUGGAGAUAUGGGGGAUUGCCCUCCAAAAUGAGUCCAUAGUAUUUAAUGGAGUGUUCAACUGUGGGUUGAAGACAAAAAAUGGAAGACAAAUGUUUCUUCUGAUUCUUCCCCACUGGACAAAACCUUUGGGCCAAACUAUUAAAACCAUGAGUGGGACAAAGGCAAAUGUGAAGCGCAUGGUAGGAGUGGCUAUUACAUAGUAAAAAUCGUAACAGUAUGAGUUUUAUUCAGCUGCCUGAAUAGAUAAAAUAAUUUCUCCAGCUAUCCAGGGAUUCAGAAUGAUCAUUUAACCUAUAUGUGUACAGAUAAAUAUCUAUAAAAAUGUAUGAGUAUAUUUUGUUAGCUUAUGUUUCAGUGCCGUAAUAAAAAUUAAGAAUGUAUAAACAUAGAUAAUAUAUACUGUAUUUAUAUUUAUAUGUACAUUUACAGUAUAUAUUUAUAUAGAACAAUGCUAGUCUACCCACUUCAACCAAAUGGUUUGUUGAAACAUCUUAUCUCUGGUUAUAGCAACUGCUGUAUCAACAAUGCAUUGCUUUUUUCAGCCAUGAGCUGUGUCAUUUAUUCCCAGAGUGUGAGAUGGUGAAAGUGGGCUACAGUGGGUUGUCUUCCACACCAUUUGUCCCUGGGAAACACAGAGGAUACAGUUGAGCCUCUGCCUCCAUCUUACAGUUUUCAUUGCACUCACGUAUUGGUAGGUGAGUGCAACAAAAAUCAAAACAUCCAAAGUGAACCUUUAGUAGUCGGAAGGAAGCAAGUAUCAGCCUGUGCAUGCCUAUGUCAUUGUUUGUGUGUGUUGACAUUUAAUAGGUAUUCAAAAUGUUUUGUUUGUCCUUUGCAGAGAAAAUGCUGCAUAGAAUGCAUUAGACUAAGUGCAAAUUUGACUUUGUACUGACUCCAAGAAAAGUAUGAUCAGAAUAAAGUAUAAUAUUUCAAGAAGA
Molecule: messenger RNA, 9390 nt
Organism: Gadus macrocephalus (Pacific cod)
Lineage: Eukaryota; Metazoa; Chordata; Actinopteri; Gadiformes; Gadidae
Gene: syde2
Product: synapse defective 1, Rho GTPase, homolog 2 (C. elegans)
Exons: 8
Coding region: 243-5795 (1850 amino acids)
Biological process (GO): signal transduction
Source: RefSeq, a predicted model, not a curated record